This is a messenger RNA of Haliotis rubra (blacklip abalone), 3028 nucleotides long. RefSeq names its product 1,25-dihydroxyvitamin D(3) 24-hydroxylase, mitochondrial-like. Gene Ontology annotation, cellular component: mitochondrial inner membrane. Gene Ontology annotation, biological process: cholesterol metabolic process; cellular response to peptide hormone stimulus; C21-steroid hormone biosynthetic process. The record is from RefSeq and is a predicted model, not a curated record. Gene Ontology annotation, molecular function: monooxygenase activity; oxidoreductase activity, acting on paired donors, with incorporation or reduction of molecular oxygen; iron ion binding. Bases 586 to 2022 code for a protein of 478 amino acids. The transcript has 10 exons. Lineage: Eukaryota; Metazoa; Mollusca; Gastropoda; Lepetellida; Haliotidae.
CGAACCCGGGUCUUCAAACUAACAAACGAACGCUUUAACCACUUGCCUAUCCCAUUACCCUCAUACCAAAGAUGUUAAACUAAGGUAUUCAUUGUUAACUUGGCCGGUUUUUGGCAUUGAGAACGAAUGAUGUAAUCUUCAGAUAUUUGCAACAAUGCGUUCUCAUGUCGUCACGUUGCUAUGGGUGUCUUCACCAACAAUAAAAAUAUGGAAAAUACCUGCAAAAUAGUCAGAAUGCUCAAUGAGAAAUGCUGAAAAUAUUUACAUAUUUACACUCGAUCUUUCAACCCGCAUCAAUCACUUGAAAAUCAAACCGUGGAUUGAACAGCGUCCGGACAUGCUAUAAAGGGACAUAACUGCGUAUGGACAAAUCGCUACGAUAAACGAACUUUGCAUCAGCCGAAGUGUCGGCGCCGAAGACAACGGGAACCAGGCUGACUGCAUCUACAGUGAGAAGAUAAUACUUCCGCACUGUCGUUCCGUCCUCUUGGAUGUCCUGAUAUUCCUCUCUCAUGACAGCUGGUGUCUAUUUUAUGAAAAAACGGAUACACAUGGUUGACGACCACGAAAUUCGCUCACCUGAACAUGACGCAUGCAAUAACGAGAGCCUGCUAUUCACAAGCUCGUCGGGCUUGUGUGGGAUGUGUUCGUUUCAGAUACUCCACGGAAGUAGGCAAAGGGCGCGACGAUUUCGCGUCUGCAAAACCAUUCAAUGACAUCCCUUUUAAGAAAGGAUACCCUGUCAUAAACAAUAUGCUCGAAUUUGCUGGAAAAUACGGGAAGAUGCAUGAAUUGAUAUGGUCUCGUCAUCAGCAGCUUGGACCGAUAUUCAGAGAAAAGUUGGGCGUACUGGACAGUGUUAUGAUUACCGAUGUGGAGGCUAUAGGCGAUUUCCUGCGCCAAGAAGGAAAGUAUCCAAUGCGGACCAAGGUUCCUGUAUGGAGUCAGUACAGAAAACAGGCUGGGGAGGCUGAGGGAAUAUUUAUAGCUGACAGCGAGGACUGGCAACGCAUGCGCAGUGUGGUAGACAAACCGUUGUUGAAGAUCAAGACAGUCGAGAGCUACGCUGACACUUUUAACAUUAUAACCACCGAAUUUCUGGACCGAUUGGCGAGGCUCAGAGGCCCUGAUGGGGUUGUGGAAAACAUCGACGUGGAGCUCUUCAACUGGUCACUUGAAAAUCCCUUCUUUUUAAGAAGAGAGUAUUACCCCCCAACGCUGGCCAAGAUCUUCCGGCCUCUCCGGUACAGGGCUUUCACCCGAUCCACGGAUACUCUGUUCCGUGUAGCUCGACAGUGCGUGGACGAAGCUCUGGUUGAACUGAAGUCUAAGACCGUGAGCGAGGAGGAGGUUGGGUUCCUAGAGUACCUGCUACUGAAAGACACAAUUUCCAAAAAGGAAAUCUACGCCAACGUCACAGAGUUAAUGAGCGCUGCAGUCGACACGACCUCAAACACCGUUCAGUUCAUGCUGUAUGAGGUCGCCAAGAACCCGGAUGUUCAGAAAAAGCUGAGAGAGGAACUGGAGAGGUCGGUGCCCCCCGGAGAAAUCCCCACCCCCGUACAUCUCAGGAAUAUGCCCUACCUGAAGGCAGUUAUCAAAGAAACGCUCAGGUUGUACCCAGUCGGGAGUUACGUUGGUAGAAUCAACCAGCAUGAUAUUGUCAUAUUGGGAUAUCAGGUGCCGAAAGGGAAAAAUGUGGUUGUGUCGUUGCAUGCGGUGGGCCGGUCGCCCUCACUGUACGAUGAAGCAGACACCUUCCGACCUGAGCGCUGGAUGAGAGAAAUGAGAGAAGCCAGUGAUAAACCUGCUGCGUUCUCCCAUAUACCAUUUGGCUUUGGACAAAGGAUGUGUGUCGGUCGACGUGUUGCGGAACUGGAAAUGCAGCUCUUGAUGGCGCAGAUGUUACAGCGAUUUGACCUGAAGCCAAGUGGUCAGCCGCCUCCGGACAUUGUCCAGUUUGUGAUCACCAGGCCGAAGGAUCCAGUGAGAGUCAAACUGGUCGAUCGGCCAUCUCGUUAGAGUUAUGUUAUAUGAUAUACUGAUGACUAUGACAUGAAGUAAGACACCACUUUAUAUCGUGCAUCGUUUCCUUACCUAUACUUCGUGAUAAGUAUCGUAUCAUGACCUAUAUAUCGUGAUACGCAUCGUUUCCUUACCUCAACAUCGUGAUAAGUAUCGUAUCAUGACCUAUAUAUCGUGAUACGCAUCGUUUCCUUACCUCAGCAUCGUGAUAAGUAUCGUAUCAUGACCUAUAUAUCGUGAUAUGUGUCGUAUCGGUUCAUGCCUAAUACACACAGGAAAGAGUUGAGCAUAACGUUAUGUUCGACAAAUAUGCUGCUGGUCCACAAGAUAAAUACCACUGAACGUUAUUCUGGACCAGGGCCUAUAUUUUCGAAGCUCUCUUAGCGCUAAGAUAGUCGUAAGUUAAUGUAUGGCACUUACGACUAUCUAAGCGCUAAGAGAACUUCGAAAAUCUAGGCCCAGGAAAUUCUCAAUGCGAGGGUACUUCAACUAGCCGGUAACAUACUAUGUUGUAAGUUCUAAUACCAAAGGCUAGGGGCUUGCACCUUCCAGUAACUCAGGUCAAAUAAUCCGUAAUUAAUCGUGGCUCGUUUAUUAUUCUCUUAAUCCUCGACAUCACCGCAAUCAAGUUAUGGUAUGCGACGCCAGAGGUCGCUAUAAUGAUAUGAAUAGCGAAUGAGUGAAUAUAUUAUUUGUUUUCCGUGAUGGUUGAUUCAGACAAUGUGUGUCCAUUAAACUAGAGUAUUGAACAUCACAGUGAGUCUGUUGCACAUAUGUCAUUGUUCGGGGUGAUAUUGUCAGCAUGAGCUAUGCUUAUCAAAAUAUCUGGGUCCCGUUCACAAAGCCUUCGUAGCCCUACGGCUUUCGUAAGCCUAUGAUAAACUAUAGAGUUACGACAGGUCGUAACGUUACGAACGCUUCGUGGAUCGGAACCCUGGCCCCCUAUUCUCGAAACGCUAGUAGCUCUACGAACGUUUCCAGAAUAGGCACGCUGAUUCGAAAA